Messenger RNA from Prorocentrum cordatum, 816 nucleotides. Lineage: Eukaryota; Dinophyceae; Prorocentrales; Prorocentraceae. The record is from the annotation of a GenBank genome assembly.
AUGUACGUGCUCCGAGUUCGCCGCGGGGAAGACCGUGAUCCAGCAGGCGAUGGCAAUGUCGAUCACACCUUCAACUGCGACUACGAGAUAUUCAACCAGGAUGGGGAGCUCAUCGCCAUGAGCACGUGCAUCUCCGACUCGGCCUCCGCAGACCAGAUGCGCUUCCUCGACGCGCAGGGCAACAUCAUCACGGUCGCGCAGAGUCCGGCCAUUGAGGGUGGUUACAUCCCCUUCCAGUUGUCCGACUACUACGGGCCAAAGGUUCCUUGGCACGUGCCCGCGGAGGGGGAGAAGGACACGCGUCACGUGCCAGGAUUUCUGCAGCCUUGGGACAUCUGGUUCGUCGACGGUGAGCCCGGGCACCCGAGCAACUCCAGCUUGCUGCUCGCGCAGAACAGGUGGGUAGUGGCCGCCGCUAUCGUGGACCGUGCUCUGCGAGAUGCGUGGGAGGAUCGAUGGAGGGGACCGGAGCUCGCACCUGGCGGGCGGCGUCUACUUCGCUGGCGCGGCGGCCCGCGCGGGGGCCCUCGCGCUGCUCGGCGCGCUGCUGCUCUGGGCCGUGGGCGCGCUGCACGCCCUGACGUUCCCGCCGGUGCACGCCUCGGCCAUGGCGAGGCACGCGAGCGUGGUCGCCAAGGCGAGGAAGGCCCCCGCCGUCGGCGACGGGGCGUACGCGCCUGCCGUCGGCCACGGGGCGUACUCCGAGGAGGGCGAGCUGAGAGAAUCGCGGCUGGCCCUCGGGGAGGCCCCCCCCAUGGCCACGGCUGGACGCAUCUCGGGACGCUGGUGCGUUUGGACCCCGGACCGACUCUUUGA